AUGGAGGACUAUAAAUUCAGAGAACAUGGAUCUGCUCUUGAUAAAUACGAAAGGCUCGAGAAGUUAGGAGAAGGUACCUACGGAGUCGUCUACAAAGCUAAGGAUAAGACCACUGGCGAAAUUGUAGCACUUAAGAAAAUCAGACUUGAGAAGGAAGAUGAUGGAGUUCCCUCAACUGCUAUCAGAGAGAUCGCCCUCCUCAAAGGCCUCAAGCAUCCCAACAUUGUUGAACUCAAAGAUGUUAUUUAUGAGGAUGAGAAGCUACAUUUGGUAUUUGAGUACCUAGAUUAUGAUAUUAAAAAGUAUAUGAGAAAAGUCGGUGGUCCCUUGCCAAUGGAAGAAGUAAAGAGUUUUACCUACCAAAUUCUUCAAGGAAUUGCAUUCUGACAUGCUCAUAGAGUAAUGCAUCGGGAUCUCAAGCCUCAAAACCUUCUACUUGAUAAAAAUGGUGUUCUAAAGUUAGCAGAUUUUGGUCUUGCCAGAGCCUUUGCUCUUCCAGUGAAGACAUAUACUCAUGAAGUAGUGACUCUCUGGUACAGAGCUCCAGAAAUUCUAUUAGGACAAAAGAAAUAUUCAACACCAGUUGACCAAUGGUCGAUUGGUUGAAUUAUGACAGAAAUGGCUCAGAAGAAACCUCUCUUUGCUGGUGAUUCUGAGAUUGACCAAAUAUUCAAGAUAUUCCAAGUGCAAGGUACACCAACAAGCACUAAUUGGCCUGAAGCUCUUAAGCUAGAAUAUUUUAAAAAGUCUUUCCCUAAGUGGAAGGGCAAGGAUCUCGAAAAGCAUGUUGAAAAAUUAGAUGAAGAUGGUCUGGACCUCCUCGAAUCCCUUGUAGCUCUAGAGCCAAACAAAAGAAUUUCAGCGAGGAUGGCACUCAAGCAUCCUUUCUUUGAUGACAUGGAUAAGAGCACUCUGCCACAAUAUACUUAUUAAUUGCUAGAAUAUUCUGUGGGUUUUCAUAAAAUUCA
This is a messenger RNA of Moneuplotes crassus, 968 nucleotides long. The record is from the annotation of a GenBank genome assembly. Lineage: Eukaryota; Ciliophora; Spirotrichea; Euplotida; Euplotidae.